Molecule: messenger RNA, 461 nt
Organism: Brassica rapa (field mustard)
Lineage: Eukaryota; Viridiplantae; Streptophyta; Magnoliopsida; Brassicales; Brassicaceae
Source: RefSeq, a predicted model, not a curated record
CAAUAAAUUCAACACUCAAAGUAGAGAACUCACAAGACUACUAGAUCAUUCUUCUCCAUAGAAUCUUCAUUCUGCAACUUCGUCGAUCAUGAUCUCUGUUGUAAUCAUCGCUGAGCUACUAGUGGAGUACACGACAGCUCUCGCUAAACUCACCGCUGAUAUUCUUCCGAGGCGGCAAGGCGACGGAAACUUCAUAAGGAUUGGCAAUUUCUCCAUGUAUUGUCCUCCUAGAUCCUCGCCCGUUCCUGAUUUCUCUUCGCAUCUCGUCGAUUUCUAAUCUUGUCAAUGUGUUUUUCUCUUCUUCUAUUCUUUUGGUCGAGUAGAUGAGUCACAGCUGAGGAUUUUGUUAACCUCUAUUUUGUUUUUUUUUUUCUAUUAACUUUUGUAUUUCUAACUCUUUCUCCAUGUCAUAACUAAUAUUCGAUUAUUUGUUUUCUUUAGAACAAUUAUGAUUUUGUAUU